Molecule: messenger RNA, 1788 nt
Organism: Ascoidea rubescens DSM 1968
Lineage: Eukaryota; Fungi; Ascomycota; Saccharomycetes; Ascoideales; Ascoideaceae
Gene: MAE1
Product: malate dehydrogenase (oxaloacetate-decarboxylating)
Exons: 1
Coding region: 1-1788 (595 amino acids)
Biological process (GO): malate metabolic process; pyruvate metabolic process
Cellular component (GO): mitochondrion
Molecular function (GO): malate dehydrogenase (decarboxylating) (NAD+) activity; NAD binding
Source: RefSeq, a predicted model, not a curated record
AUGCUAUACUCCAACAGAAAACCAAAAUCAACUAGAUUGACCUCUGAUGGUUCAAUUGAAUGUGAUUUGACCGGUUUCCAAAUCUUAAACUCCCCUCUAUUCAACAAAGGUACUGCCUUCUCUCUCGAAGAAAGAGCUGCUUUCGGUUUACAAGGUCUUCUACCUCCUGUUGUCAACACUCUUGAUGAACAAGUUGAAAGAGCUUACAAACAAUUAUCUGUCUUGAGAACUCCCUUGGGCAAAAAUGACUUCUGUACCUCCAUGAGACAACAAAAUAAAAUCCUAUUCUACGAAUUGGUCAGAAGACAUAUCAGAGAAUUACUUCCAAUCAUCUAUACUCCAACUGAAGGUGAUGCCAUUGCUGCCUUUUCCCAUCGUUUCAGAAAACCAGAAGGUUGUUUCUUGGAUAUCACUGACCCGGAAAGUGUCGAGACAAGAUUAGCUGCUUUCGGUAAAUCAAAGGAUGUUGACUACAUCGUUGUCUCAGAUGGUGAAGGUAUCUUGGGUAUCGGUGAUCAGGGUGUCGGUGGUAUCAGAAUCUCUAUCUCGAAAUUGUCUCUUAUGACCUUAUGUGGUGGUAUCCAUCCAGGUAGAGUUAUCCCAGUCUGUUUAGAUGUUGGUACGAACAACAAAACUUUAUCCGAUGACGAGCUAUACAUGGGUAACAGAUUCCCCAGAGUUAGAGGUGAAGCCUAUGACGCCUUCUGCGAUCGUUUUAUUGAAGUCGUUAAAAAAAGAUUCCCCAACGCUGUUGUCCAUUUUGAAGACUUUGGUGUUCUUAAUGCCAGAAACUUAUUGAAAAGAUAUAGAAACAGAAUCUCCUGUUUCAACGAUGAUAUCCAAGGUACAGGUGCCGUUGUUAUGUCCUCCAUUAUCGCUGGUUUGAACUUCACAAACAGAGAACUACUAGACUCCAAAAUCGUUGUCUACGGUUCAGGUUCCGCUGGUUUAGGUAUUGCUGAUCAAAUCGUCUCUCAUAUGGUUACUCAUGGUGCUACUGUCCAAGAAGCCAGAGAUAAGAUCCACUGUAUGGAUCGUUUUGGUUUAAUUGUCAAAUCAAUGAAGGAAACUGGCUUGGCCAGCGAGGACCAACUACUAUACGCCGAUGAUGAUAAAGACUGGGAAAACGUCAACAUCAAAUCCUUAAGAGAAGUUGUCGAACACGUCAAACCAACCAUCUUGAUUGGUUGUUCAACUCAAGCUGGUGCUUUUACUGAAGAAGUCGUCAAAACCAUGUACAAAUAUAACCCAAGACCAAUUAUCUUCCCAUUAUCAAACCCAACUAGAUUACAUGAAGCUGUUCCAAAAGACUUGAUGGAAUGGACUGAUUGCAACGCUUUAGUCGCCACUGGCUCUCCCUUCAAGCCAUACAAGGGUUACGUCUCAUCUGAAAAUAACAACUGUUUCUCAUUCCCAGGUAUUGGUUUGGGUGCUGUUUUAUCCAGAUCAACAACCAUCAGUGAUGAAAUGAUCAGUGCUGCUGUCGACGAAUUAGCCAAAAUGUCUCCAAAGGUUAGUAAUCCAAAAGCUGGUUUACUACCUCCAGUCGAAGAAAUCACUGUUGCCUCAUCAAGAAUCGCCACAGCUGUUAUAUUAAAGGCUCUUGAACAAGGUUUAGCUAGAAUUGAAAACGAAUUCCAACCAGGUACAAGAAAAUCUAGAAAAGUUGUUGUUCCAAGAGACUUUGAUGAAUGUCAUGAAUGGGUCAAAGCACAAAUGUGGAAACCAGAAUACAGACCAUACAUUAAAGUUGAGCAUCAACAAGAUAUUCACACUCAUCAAUAUUAG